GGGAGGAUCCCGUGACGUCAUCGCGUUCACCCUCACGUCGUUGGACUCCGGACGCUGCAACGGCAGUGAAGUUAGCAAACCGUUUCUGCAAAGUUUUAACCAGAUACUUUGGUUUAAAAAGUUCAGAGAUGUCUCUCACUCAAGUUUCAUCCAACAAAUGUGCCGGAGGCUUCCAGAAGGUCUUCGAACAUGAGAGCACUGAGCUCAGGUGUAAGAUGAAGUUUGCUGUCUACCUGCCUCCUAAAGCUGAGACGGACAAAUGUCCCGUCCUCUACUGGCUCUCAGGGCUGACGUGCACGGAGCAGAACUUCAUCACUAAAGCAGGAAGUCAAGUUCUUGCUGCAGAACACGGGAUCAUCAUCGUAGCUCCAGACACCAGCCCAC
Molecule: messenger RNA, 384 nt
Organism: Trematomus bernacchii (emerald rockcod)
Lineage: Eukaryota; Metazoa; Chordata; Actinopteri; Perciformes; Nototheniidae
Product: S-formylglutathione hydrolase-like
Biological process (GO): formaldehyde catabolic process
Cellular component (GO): cytosol
Molecular function (GO): S-formylglutathione hydrolase activity
Source: RefSeq, a predicted model, not a curated record